CCAGCAGCAGCACCACGAGAGCGUCGGUCGCCCCAACCAACCCCACGCAACGCACCCCCGAAGGGCGCACGCGUACUCACCCCCGGAGCGCUCCGGACGCUCACCCGACGUCGCCGUCGCCGCCGGUUUCACUUUCAUUCUUCGGUUCGCGCGCGAACCAGUUCACAUCUUGUGCGAGCCGCCCGUCGAGUCGCCGCCGGCACUUUCAGUUUCGGAACUCUCGACCAUGACGGUCCAAAACUGACCAUCUCAUCUUCGUCGUUGGUGAUUUAGUGCCGGUCUCUAUACACCGAAAUUCGUCCAAGAGACGUGUCAACAGAUAAUGAUUAUGAUUAACUAGAUAACCGCUGUUUAGAGGGAACAUCUUCGAUAUUGGCUAAUUUAAUUCUGGAAUACAAAGCUUCUUUGAUGACCUUACAAUCUGAAUUGUACGAAGCAGAAUCAUUGUCCUGAUACACUUACACUUAGAUAAGAAUAUAAGGUUUGAUAACCUAUUUGAGAUAGUUGUAAAGAGCUUCAGAAUUGAAAGAACGUCUCUCGAAUAACAACAAGUAAGUUGUAGAAGUAGAACUUUGAAUCUUUUGAAUGAAACAUAUCUGUUAUUCAAAUAGAAAAACAUACUCCUCAAGGUAGAUCCGCAGCUUCAGAAAACGAACAUAUAUUACUUUCGUUAAUUCGUCUAAUAACCAAUACACUUUCUGAGUAAAUAGAAAAUUCAGGUUCUUGUCAGUUUGACGCUUUUAAUUAAAGCUGUUAAGAACUGAAGCAGAACGAUAUACGUAUUUAGAUACUGUUUGAACGAGGAAGUCGAGAAAACAACUACAUAACUUCAGAAAUAAAAUCAUAAUUACUAUUAUCACUGUAACUAAGCUGUAGGACGUAGAAUUUUGGAUAUUUUGAAUUAGACAUAUCUACCCUUGAAGCAAAAGAAAACGAACUUAUUUGGUCCUAUUAAUAACAUCAGCACUGCCAUAUUGAAAAGUGCCAUACUGAGGAAUCCUACCACGGAAGAACUAUAAUUGAUACGUACUCUCUAUGAAAAUACUGUAAUAGUUUUAUCAAACUAAUUUUUCAUUGUAUUUACUUUACUUUUACUCCAAGCAACGCCAGUAAAUAAUUAUCACCAUAACUGUAAAUAGAAACGUUAUUCAUUAGGAAAAGACCUUGCGAAUUAAUCUGGCAUUGGUACGUGCAUCUUAUCUGCUAAAUUCAAGAUCGAAACUUAUCAGACAAUUAACAAAACUUUUUGUAUUCCUGUGUAACUGUAGUGCUUGAGAUUUUUGUUCCUCGCUCGUGCAAUAAUAUAUGCUUUAAUAUCUAGGAACUCUGUAAUUAUAUUACGAUAGGAAGUAAGGUCCGUAGAUCUGUCACCGCCAGCCACUUACUUAGGGUGACCAGUUAAGUACGCAAACAGUUUUUUUCGGCCAGAAAAAAAUUGCAACCAGCUAAUCACAAUGCAAACCUCGACGAUCAUCUUCAAAACGGACGCGACGGAGUUUCGUAUCCCUUCGGGCGCGAUCGUGUCCUCUUCGACGUCAUCGCCGACGACGACAUCGAUGCGGCCGCCGCCGCCUCCGCCGCCCCCAAAGGUCAAACUUGCCGCCGAAUGCAAACUGGAGGAACCCACUAGCUCCAUUCCAGAUCUAGAAUUUGACGGUACGACAGUGCUAUGCCGAGUAUGCGGCGACAAGGCCUCCGGUUUUCACUAUGGCGUCCACUCCUGCGAAGGCUGCAAGGGUUUCUUCCGGCGCAGCAUCCAGCAAAAGAUCCAGUACAGGCCCUGCACCAAGAACCAGCAGUGCUCCAUCCUGAGAAUCAACAGGAACAGGUGCCAGUACUGCCGCUUGAAGAAAUGCAUCGCCGUCGGCAUGUCCAGGGAUGCUGUCAGAUUUGGUCGCGUUCCCAAAAGAGAAAAAGCCCGCAUCUUGGCGGCAAUGCAACAAAGUUCCAACUCUCGCACUCUGGAGAAAGCAGUCGCUGCCGAACUGGAUGACGAGCAAAGGCUUCUAGCCACCGUGGUGAGAGCGCAUAUUGACACGUGCGAUUUCACCCGGGACAAAGUGGAGCCCAUGCUACAACGCGCCAGAGAGCAGCCCUCUUACACGGCUUGCCCUCCGACACUGGCAUGCCCGCUGAAUCCUAAUCCGCAGCCACUGACUGGCCAACAGGAGUUACUCCAAGACUUCUCCAAAAGAUUCUCUCCGGCCAUUCGAGGAGUCGUCGAAUUUGCUAAGCGUAUUCCCGGCUUCUCUCUGCUCUCCCAGGAUGAUCAAGUCACCUUGUUGAAGGCUGGCGUUUUUGAAGUGCUACUUGUGCGCCUCGCGUGUAUGUUCGAUUCUCAAACAGCUAGUAUGAUCUGUUUGAAUGGACAAGUGUUGAAAAGAGACUCUAUACAUAAUAGCUCUAACGCGCGUUUUCUUAUGGACAGUAUGUUCGAUUUCGCCGAAAGAAUGAAUUCGCUCAGAUUAUCCGACGCCGAAAUCGGUCUUUUCUGCUCCAUUGUGGUCAUCGCCGCCGAUCGACCCGGUCUACGUAACACCGAAUUGAUUGAGAAGAUGCAAAGCAAGCUGAAACAUUGCUUACAAGCAGUUGUUACCCAGAAUCAUCCCGGUCAACAUCAUAUAUUAGAAGAGUUGGUGAAGAAAAUUCCUGAUCUCAGAACGCUUAACACUCUCCACUCUGAAAAACUACUAGCAUUUAAAAUGACCGAACAGCAACAGAUGAUGCAGCAACAACAACAUCAUUUGUGGGGUUCUCCCUCUGAAGAAGAGAGCAAUAGCAAGAGUCCAGCUGCAUCAUCAUGGUCGUCCUCAUCAGACGUUACUAUGGACGAAGCUAAGUCACCUCUCGGUUCUGUUUCCAGUACGGAAUCGAUGUGCUCAUCUGAAAUGAUCUCCAACGAAUACCACCACGUGCAACAUCACGUGAGUGCGAAUGUCGCUAGUGCACCUCUUUUAGCCGCUACCUUGGCUGGAGGUCUGCCGCAUCGCCAUAGAGCAAACUCUGGAUCCACUUCUUCCGGAGAUGAUGAAUUGGCCGCAACAUCACACCUAAUCCAUAAUGGAUUGACUAUAACUCCAGUAUCCAGACCGCCCGUUACACCAAGAUUUAGAAAGCUAGAUUCUCCUAGCGAUUCUGGUAUCGAGUCAGGCACAGAGAAAGUUGAUAAGCCAACUUCAGUUUGCUCCAGCCCCAGAUCAUCUGUAGAUGACCACCAUAUUGUAGAAGAUAUGCCUGUUCUAAAACGAGUUCUUCAAGCACCCCCAUUAUACGACACCAACUCUCUAAUGGAUGAAGCGUACAAGCCGCAUAAGAAAUUCCGCGCUUUAAGAAACAAAGAUUCCGCCGAGGCAGAACCUGCGGUAGUUGUUUCACCACAACCGCAACCAGUGUCUCAGCUGCAGAUGCAACUUUCGUCUCCACCACAAUCCUCACUGUCCAGCUCCCAUUCUAUGCUUGCUAAGAGCCUUAUGGAAGGUCCACGUAUGACAGCCGAGCAAAUGAAAAAUACCGAAGUCAUACACAGCUACAUCAUGCGUGGCGAGUCAGCACCUGCAGCGUCACCCCAUGUGACGGCAUCUCCAACGGCCUGCCCUUACAAAAGCGGCGGCCUUCUGCAGCCUGCCUGGGCCACCAGUGUCAUCACCAGCGCCCGUUCAGCUUCCAGCCCGCUGCAACUGCACCCUCAGUCGCCGCACUCCACCUCGCCGGCUCCCCCGCAGUCGAGGUCACCGCGGAGUCCGCACCCUCCGCGGCUUCUAGAGCUGCAGGUGGACGUGGCCGACUCGCAGCAGCCCCUCAAUCUGUCCAAGAAGUCGCCGUCCCCGUCGCCGCGACCCAAGGUGGUUACGCUAGAGGUGUAGGUCGACCCUCGGCCCAACAACAGUACAAAGUGGAGUGCGCGUGUCCGCGGUGAGAGACUGUCAGCCUUGCCCGGGCCUUCUGGUGCCACUUUAAUCGUAUGCAAACCAAAUAAUUCGUAAAGCUGUAUAUUCAUUCACCUUACUAUCGCUGUCUAUAUUAUCUGUAUGUCGAUGUGUGACCAUGUUGUAGUGUAGUCACCCUGUAUAGUUACUUCCUGAGCCAUGGUGGGCGCCGACUUUGUACAUAGCGGACCAACCCUGCGCGGUCGCCCACCACCCUUUUAGUUAGGACUCCAUUCAAACAAUCAGUAAUUUAAAUAGAUAAUCUGUAAAUAGCUAUUUAUGAUUAAUUCUGGCAUCGGCACCCAAUCAAUCCUAUCUUAUAGAUUUAUUAUAUUAUUUGUUAAUAUUAUAUAUGUGAUAAAUUGAUUUGUAGGAUAUAUUUAUAAGUUUUGUGUUAAAUUACGUAUCUCAGUUUGUAAAAAUCCAUAAUCAUCGAUCGUUCACCCAUGAUUGCAUCCUCAUCCCGUCAUGUAUUUGUAUCGCCACCAUUUUUCAUUUAGAGAUAGGCGCGAGUCGGAGAGGAGACCCUGAGACUGAGGGGGGACUCCCCCACCCACGUACUAGGCCCUGACAAGAAAGGGUCAACUCACCGUUCGGGGUGCCCUCCAUUGUUAGUCUCCCGCUCGCAAUUAGGACGUGAUCAGUUCUGCCCUCAACCCGCGAAGUGACUGCCGCUGCUGGUCGUUACAAAACUAGCGGGUUCGUCACUUCCGCCAUUUCAUAUCGUCGAAUUAAUUAAUAUUUAAUUUAUCUAUUCUCCAAGGAACGCGACCGGCAACUUGCGUUGUCUGUGGCGGUCCGAGGAGUUCCCUACUUAUUGCUGUAAUAAUUUUAUAAAUUGGGAGCUUGUUGAGGCCGACAGAAUAAAACGUCUUGGUGAUAUAUAAUUA
Molecule: messenger RNA, 4816 nt
Organism: Sitophilus oryzae (rice weevil)
Lineage: Eukaryota; Metazoa; Arthropoda; Insecta; Coleoptera; Curculionidae
Gene: Eip75B
Product: ecdysone-inducible protein E75
Exons: 5
Coding region: 1455-3863 (802 amino acids)
Biological process (GO): hormone-mediated signaling pathway; positive regulation of transcription by RNA polymerase II; negative regulation of transcription by RNA polymerase II
Molecular function (GO): nuclear receptor activity; zinc ion binding; RNA polymerase II cis-regulatory region sequence-specific DNA binding
Source: RefSeq, a predicted model, not a curated record